This is a messenger RNA of Soboliphyme baturini, 657 nucleotides long. Lineage: Eukaryota; Metazoa; Nematoda; Enoplea; Dioctophymatida; Soboliphymatidae. The record is from the annotation of a GenBank genome assembly.
AUGUCUUGGAUAGGCAAAAUUUUUGGCGGAAGUGGUAAGAAAGGAGAUAAAAUGCCCACUCCGCUAGAAGCGAUCCAGCGACUUCGGGAAACCGAAGAAAUGCUGGUCAAGAAACAGGAGUUUAUGGAGAAGAAGAUUGAGGAAGAAAUUGCCACAGCCAAGAAACACGGCACUAAAAACAAGCGACUCGCUCUACAUGCACUGAAAAGAAAAAAGCAGUACGAGAAACACCUUCAGCAGAUCGACGGCACCCUGUCUACAAUAGAGUUUCAGAGGGAGGCGCUUGAAAAUGCCAGCACCAAUACGGAAGUUCUAAACGUGAUGGGCUCCGCUGCCAGAGCGUUGAAGGCGGCCCACAACAACAUGGACGUGGAUAAGGUUCACGAUUUGAUGGACGACAUCGCUGAACAACAGGACGUAGCAAACGAGAUUUCUGAAGCUAUAUCCAACCCGAUUGGGUUCGGUCAGGAUGUGGACGAGGAGGAACUGAUGGCGGAAUUGGAAGAACUUGAACAGGAAGAACUCGACAAACAGUUGUUGGACGUUGGCCCCACACCCGCCCCACCCGUCAAGCUACCAGAAGUUCCUGCUUCGAAACUUAUUCCUCCCCAGCGUAUGUUGCUGAUUUUAUUUUGUCUUGGUAUUAAUAAGUUAUGA